AUGCCCAGAUUUACAGCAGAGGAGCUGAGGAGUAAACACCUGGCAACCAGAAUAACAGCCAGGGAGUUUCCAGCUCAACUGUACGAGGAUGGAGGAGUACUUUUCUGCAAAGUCUGUCAGCAUUCAAUCGACUACAUAUGGCGUCAAACUGCGGUGGAGCACCUGAGGUCACGCCGACACAAGAAUAGGAGGGCUAGUGGACCAGGUAAACAUUCUGAUGCUUUAGCUAGCUACAGGUUUGUUCCAGUUAGCUAAUAUCUGUUCUUGACAAUUACAUUUUUGUCUGUAUCUACAUAGUGGCAAGUUAGCUAGCUAGCUAACGUUAGCCUGGCACGCUUCCCAUGUUGUCACUCCAGCUCCAUCACGCCAUUUAGGGUAGCUAGCUAACUUAGCUGAGGUAAUGUUAGCUAGCUAACAAGUUAGGCAAAGUGACAUGGUGGAGCUACAUACUAUGGGCUGUUUAUGGGCUGUGUCUCUGUGUCUGUGUGUUCCAGGCCUCUGUGUCAGGUUUAUGGGCUGUGUGUGUGUGUGUGUGUAUCGCUUCAGGAGAGAGUGUGCUUAGCGUCAAAGCUUGAGAUCCACUGUAGGCCUGCUAUUGAACUCAACCUGAGAAUUCUUCAUUUGCCAAAUUUAACCAUUGUUCUUUUUUUCUAUGUUUGUUUCAGUCCAAGCAAGAACACAGACCCUGGCCUCAUGUCUGACAAAGACCCCUUCCUCCACAGCUGAGAGAAAGGAGUUCAUCUUGGACUUCACAAGAAAAUUAAUCAAACCAGAUAUACCUCUUGAGGAGGGGCCCAAGUUCUCCACAUUUCUGAAGAAACACUGCAAGCAGGGAGGGUCUAUCCCAGUGCCAUCCCAUCUGUGUACAGAGUACCUGCCAAAGAUCUACCCACAAUAUGAGCAGGACAUCAAAGAUGCUGUAGAGGGAAAGGACAUUUAUGUCAUCCUUGAUGAGACGACCGAUUCCUUUGAAAGAUGUGCACUCGCCAUCCUACUCCAGCCAGUGGGUGAUCGACCUGUUGUAGCAGACCUUGCUUUCUUGGAUAAAGUCAGCUUUACCACUGUGUCCCAAGCUGUCAUUUCCUGUCUCAACAACAAUGGGGUUGACUUUAACAAUGUGUGGGCUUUUGUAAACGACUCAGCUAGCUACAUGAAGAAGGCAUUCACCAGCAUCUUGAAGGUCCUCUUCCCCAACUCCGGACAUGUCACCUGCUUUGCACAUCUCCUGAGCCUGGCACUGGAGAUUUUUCCAGAGGUGUUUGAGGACGUUUACAGGCUGUGUGCUCUGGCGAAGAAGGUGUUCUGUCAUGCACCCCAGCGUUGUCUGGAGCUGAGAUCAUUCAUGCUGGAAAAUGGCCAUUCUCCUGUGAUGCCUGUUUAAGCUGUGCAGACCAGGUGGGGCUCCUGGAUACAUGCUGUGGAGUACCUGGCAGAGUACAUGGAUGUGCUCACCGACUUCACUACGACCUUACCGGAAAUGUCGUAGUGUGCCUUUUUGAAGGCCCAGGCAUUGUUCAUUGUGGAGCAUAGUGAGGAGAUAGUGGCUAACCUGACAAAGCUGGAGGAGACCUCUGUGCCAACAGCCCAAAACAUCGCCAGCAAGCUGGAGGACCUGCAAAUGCAGUUUGAGUAUGGCAGAGUAGCUGGGGCUGACGACUGGCGUCCUCAUACAACUGAGCUGCUGGGGCAGCUUCCAGAGAAAGGCAGGCUCUCCUGCACUGAGUUGUUCCAGUCUGCCAUGGCAGCAUGCUCAAUCAAGCUGCAGACUGUGCUGGAGAAGCACCCCUGCCUUCACCUGUUCAAGUCACUAACUGUUCUAGAUCCAGCCCAGGUGGUAGACGCAAGAAAGGACAUUAAGGACUAUGUCCAUGCCAUCCCUGCUCUGAGCCAGGUGUCUACAGAGGAGUGGAACAGAUACAUAGGCAUCGACAAGGCAGACGCUAUGGAA
Coregonus sp. 'balchen' is the source of this 1948-nucleotide messenger RNA. NCBI's taxonomy places the organism in Eukaryota, Metazoa, Chordata, Actinopteri, Salmoniformes, Salmonidae. The record is from the annotation of a GenBank genome assembly.